AAAGUGCACGAACUAAAUGAAACACGAAUAAAAAAAAUGCUGCCUGCAGCUUAUUUAUUAUGAUGAUCCUAGAACAAGAAUAAUUCGAAAGAAUUAUCUAUUUGCGAUUUUCUAUUUACUGUAGUGUUUCUAUUUCAGUGAUUUAAAUUAUCUAGUGUUUAAUUAAUUUGCGUUUUACAAGGUAUUAUGAGUACAUAGGAAUCGCGACAUCGUUAACAACAAUGGUGAAAUCGUUCUGAUUACAGUUUAUCACAGCAACGACAUACUAACCAAAAAAAAACAUGAGCUUUUUCGGCUUUGGCCAGAGCGCCGAUAUUGAUGUCGUCCUAGACGGACGCGAAACUCGAAAAUAUGCCGAAAUCAAAGCUGAAGAUGGUAGAAAAGAGAAACACUUGCUAUACUACGAUGGCGAAACAGUCAGCGGAAAGGUUGAUAUUGUACUCAAGAAACCAGGAAGUAAACUCGAGCAUCAAGGUAUUAAAAUAGAAUUCAUCGGACAAAUCGAACUAUAUUAUGACCGAGGUAAUCAUCACGAAUUCGUAUCGUUAGUCAAAGAGUUGGCUAAACCAGGAGAACUUAAUCAACGCAAUACGUCUUACACUUUCGAAUUUGUAAAUGUGGAAAAACCAUACGAAUCGUAUACUGGUGCUAAUGUUCGUUUAAGGUACUUUUUACGUGUUACCAUCGUGCGACGAAUCUCAGAUAUUAUUAAAGAGAUAGACAUAAUUGUACACACGCUGUCGUCAUAUCCAGAGAUGAAUAACAGUAUCAAAAUGGAGGUGGGCAUAGAAGAAUGUCUGCAUAUCGAAUUCGAAUACAAUAAGUGCAAAUAUCAUUUAAGAGAUGUGAUCGUUGGUAAAAUAUACUUCUUGCUGGUGCGGAUAAAAAUCAAGCAUAUGGAGAUCGCCAUUAUCAAGAGAGAAACAACCGGCUCUGGGCCGAAUAUGUUCACCGAAAAUGAAACUAUCGCUAAAUACGAAAUCAUGGACGGUGCUCCAGUACGAGGAGAAAGUAUACCGAUCCGUGUAUUCUUGGCAGGGUACGAAUUGAGUCCGACGAUGCGCGAUAUAAAUAAAAAAUUCUCCGUUAAAUACUACUUGAAUUUAGUCCUAAUGGACGAAGAAGAUAGGCGAUACUUUAAGCAACAAGAAAUCACGCUUUGGCGUAAAGGCGAAAAAUUACAUAGAAAUUCGUCGCAAGUACACCAUGGACCGUCACAUCUAGUAGCCAUGGAGGGUGGUCCUAAAGGCUCCGAGCCUCCUCGUUACGAUCCAAUUUCGACCCCCAGCGAAGAAAACAGACCGGAAGAAGACGAUGCCAUUUCUCCUACAAACGACGAUUAAGAAUCGUCGCGUUGUACAUAGAUACCAGAAAAGUUAACACAUUACGUACCUCUCUAGAUGUAAUAGAAAGAUAUUUAAUUUCCGCCUUACUUAAACGUGUGUCGUGUGUGUAUAUUCAUUAUACACACUCUGAUUCUCGUUCGUUUCGUUUUGUCUGCACAGUUGUUUUUUUGAAAAGGACGUGUGCUUAAUAAAUUAUUAUUUGUACCGUGUUGUAAUGUGGUUUUUUAUAAUAGGCCUAGUUAUUACAAUUUUUUUUUAUUUCGUUACAAUGUUACAUAGUUUACGAUGAUCGAACUCGCGUAAGCUGUGCCGUUACCAAUUUAGUUAUUUUAUAAUGUUUAAAUUUGUAAAUCAUCCUAGUGAGAUGUCUUUUUCUUGAACUGGUUUCAAUCGAAUGAAAGUUUACGAGUUGUUUUAUCGUUGCCAUUGUCCAAUUUAGUUCAACUUCUUUCCUUCUUCCUUUUUACUAUACCGAUGGUAUUAUUUCAUACGUAGGCCUAUGUACCCGCGGAAUAGUUUUAGGGUAAUUUAUUAAUUUUUUUCUCCUUUUUUUUUUUGGUAGCCUUGUAAUAUUCCCAUAGAAUUUAUCCAACGCCAGAUGAACGACCUCUUUCGUUGAAUUUUGUAAAUUUGUUACUACUUCAUGUACAUUAACGAUUAUUUAUUUAUAAUAUCGGGUUUUUUAUAUAUCGUAUUAUUUAUUAUUAAUUUCUCUCAUUUUAUUACAAUUUUUUUUUCAGUUUUUAAAAAAACAAACGUUAUAUUGAUUAUUUUUUAAUAUUAUUUUUUUUUUAUUCUUAUACAGUAUAACGUUAUCAUUCUAUUCUAUUGUAUUAUAAAGAAAAAACAUAGCCGUAGUAGAAUAAUCGAUAUUAUUAUUCCCUCAUUAACAUCGAUAUGAAGUGUAAAAGAAAAUAUGAAGUGGGCUUUUCAACUUGAUGCGGAUUUGACUGCCAAGGAGACUAAAGCAAAUUUGAAAUGAAACAGAAUUUGACAGUUUUUGAACGUUUACUUAUUUCAGGUGUUACAAUUCAUCGAUCAUCCGAAUGAACGUUUUAAAAUUGUUAAAUUCUGUUUUAUUUUAAAUUUUCUUCUAUAUCGGUGGUAGGCAACUCCGCCUGAAGCUAUGCAAUCCGCAUAAAGUUGAAAAGCUCAGUUGAAUUUUAUUACGAAAUGUGGUUGUACGCGUAAUUUGAAUAUUCAUCUGCCCAAAUUAGUACAUUACAUACUGUAUUUAUUUAUUACAUAUUUUUAUGGUGGUACCUACAAAGUAACCGUUGAAUUUGCAUUUGUGUGUGCGUUUUUAUUUUGUUCGAAUACUUUUACGUAUGUUUCGUCGAUUUUAUUAUGUACAUUUUCGACAAUUUUAAUAAAUUAUUACUUAAUGAAAA
This is a messenger RNA of Planococcus citri (citrus mealybug), 2737 nucleotides long. It is a transcript of the gene Vps26, whose product is annotated as vacuolar protein sorting 26. Gene Ontology annotation, biological process: retrograde transport, endosome to Golgi; intracellular protein transport. Gene Ontology annotation, cellular component: endosome; retromer complex. The transcript is spliced from 7 exons. Lineage: Eukaryota; Metazoa; Arthropoda; Insecta; Hemiptera; Pseudococcidae. The record is from RefSeq and is a predicted model, not a curated record. Bases 282 to 1343 code for a protein of 353 amino acids.